Molecule: messenger RNA, 1434 nt
Organism: Raphanus sativus (radish)
Lineage: Eukaryota; Viridiplantae; Streptophyta; Magnoliopsida; Brassicales; Brassicaceae
Exons: 3
Coding region: 628-1245 (205 amino acids)
Source: RefSeq, a predicted model, not a curated record
CCCUCCUGUUUAAAGACUCGAAGAGCUCUGCGACCUCCUCCACCGUUCUUCUCAUGUCUCCAUAGUCAAGGAGUUUUCAUAAUUCAUCCUCAAAACGUCUUGAUAGCAAAAGCCCCAUAUAGUUAGGCAUAAGCACUGACACUGGAUUGAGUAGCAGCGAGAAGAAAAAUGACGAUGACCAAUUUGCAGAUGUAUCAUGACCAAUUUUCUCUGGAAUGACUGUUGGCGAAAAGCCUGCUCGUGGUGGUAGUCAGGUGCCUGAGCUAUUUGUCAUGUUUGGGUCAACUGCAACAUAAACGAUUUAUUGGCAAGCUUCUCCAUUGAACAAGAUUCAAAUUUUGUUCAAUUUACCUUUAUACGUGCAAACAUCAUCAGUCUCACCUAUAAUAGCUAAGCUUUACAACCACCUUUGUCUGCUUUACGUAUACUGAUAGCGAUACCGCAACAACAUAUAUAUGCUUAUUUUUAUUUCAACAUAUAUAUGUUUCAUGUGGUGUAGGAUCAUCUUGCAUCCGCUCGCGGCACAAAAAGAGUAUCUUGAAUGCUUGCUAAUAUCCAGUGUUAUUUCAUGAGAAAUGGACACAGAAGACUCCAGUAGAGAAUGGAGAUCUGAUAAUUCUUAAUUAUAUGAUGGAGAAGAACGUACCAUUAAGCAAGAAGCUAUGGAACAUCGUACGUUUUGUCAUGUACAUGUUACACAAAGGCAUCUCAAGGCAAAAGCUCCUCGCCGACUUUAACGCCACUCUCAAACGCGGCAAGAAUCUCAUCUUCCACAACCGCCGCCGCGUCCCAGCUUCCGCUACCGCCUCCACCGCCACGUCCCUACCGCGGAAAGAAUACGAGUUUAGCUGCAGCGACACUCCAAACUACUCAUUUCCCUUUAACAUGGCCGCCUUCAAGAAGAAGAGUCACCACAUUAGUCUCUUCGCGUGUGGUCACGCGCCACCGACCCUAGAAGACGACACUUCCGCCUCUAGAGCCGUGCUUGAGCUCCUCAGCGGUGGAGGUAAUCAAGAAAGCGGCUGUAACACGCCGGCUUUGGCGGCGUUGUCUCCUUACUUGCCCGGGGUUGGACGGAGUUCUCCGUCAGUGAGAGCUUUACGCGUGACGGACUCACCGUUCCCGUUACAGGAAGAUGGUGACGUGGCUAACGGACAUGUGGACAAAGCUGCGGAUGAGUUUAUAAAGAAGUUUUACAAGAGCUUGAAUCAGCAAAAGAAGAUGAUUGAGUUCUCACCUAAUUAAUAAAUCUAUUCCUAAAUAUUUUCUCUCUAUUCGGCUGAUUAUUUACGAAGUUGUAAUAAUAUUUUUGGUGGGAGGGUGGGAAUGAUUUUCUCAUUUCUUGAUGAAAUUCGAUUAUCAUGAAUAAAAAUUUAUUGAGUGAAAAUUUCCUACGUUGAUUUAGAAAAUGUAAUGGAAUGUUAAGAGACUAUU